AACCUGUGCGGCUGGAGAGAGGAAUAAUAUCUCAAACUCCUAAGAAAUUCCUUAUGUGUUACAGAGAAUAGUUCUUAAUGAACAAGCAAAUGUCUGGUUGAGUUCUUGAGCAUGUUAACAAUGGCAAAAGACAUCUGUCGAGCUAUUGAGUUGCUGGAAAAGUUGCAGAGGAGUGGUGAGGUGCCCCCUCAAAAAUUGCAGGCUUUACAAAGGGUCCUUCAAAGUGAAUUUUGUCAUGCAGUAAGGGAGGUAUAUGAGCAUGUAUAUGAGACUGUGGACAUCAGUAGUAGCCCAGAAGUGAGAGCUAAUGCUACAGCAAAGGCUACUGUUGCUGCUUUUGCUGCCAGUGAAGGUCAUUCACAUCCCAGAGUCGUCGAACUUCCAAAAACAGAAGAAGGGCUUGGAUUCAACAUCAUGGGUGGCAAGGAGCAAAAUUCUCCAAUCUAUAUAUCCCGAAUUAUCCCAGGUGGUAUUGCUGAUAGACACGGGGGAUUGAAGCGUGGAGACCAACUUCUUUCUGUAAACGGAGUGAGUGUUGAAGGGGAACACCAUGAAAAAGCUGUAGAAUUGCUAAAAGCAGCUCAAGGAAAAGUUAAGCUGGUUGUACGCUAUACACCCAAAGUCCUGGAAGAGAUGGAAUCACGAUUUGAAAAAAUGAGAUCAGCAAAACGCAGGCAACAGAAUUAAUACUGAAUUACAUCCAGUAUUAUAGGAAUGGACUGCUUAUAGUAGUCCUUUUUCUGUCUCUUCUCCUCCACAUCUGCUUUACAGGGUGUCACAGAUUUCAGAUUUGGAAAAGGGGCAGGGAUUUUGCUUCUUUUUUCUUCUUCAGCUGGAUGUUAUCUAAGAGACUCAGUUGGAUGCAACUAUGUGCAUAUAAUUUAAGGAAAAGUAUGAUAUUUGCUCAAUUCAUGGAAGCAUUUUAGUGAAAAUAUGUUCAUUUUAUUAAUAAGGUGGUCUUUUACAAACCUUUUGAAUAUUCUGUUUUUCCAGAAGAAAAGUUUACAUAAACAUUUCUAGCUAAAGAUCCUUCUUUGAAAUUCAAACCUGUACUUAUCAAAACAAGUUUGUAAACUGAUUUUCAGCAUUUGUAUCCUCUGUUUUUCUAGUAAUUUUUUCAUUUGGCAUUAUUUAAAAGAGAAAAUCUUUAUUUUGAGUAAAAGAUAUAAUACAAAUCUUGGCACGAAAAUGUGUCAUCUUCAUGCAAAUAGUCAUAAUUGUAUGGAUAAGUACAAUUUGUAUUUUUGAUGAACAAGUUUUUAUGCAUGUUCUUGGUCAUAACUUUAUAUUGUUAUUGACAACUUGGACACCUAACCUUGUUUUAUGAAUAUUUUACAACAGGUGAUCUCUUAUUUAGAAGGUUAGUGUUUGACAUCCUAAAAUCUAGCAGUAAGCAUUCCAAUAAUUUAUACCUUUGUACUGAUCUCUGAACGUUUAGAGAAAUUGCAAAGCUUUGUAUUUCUAUUUAGGAAGGUAAUAUUUACAUGCAGUGCAGAAAAAUUAAGUUUAUAUUCCUAAGUUUUCUUCUCUUGUAAUUCAUUUAUCUAAACAUAGUUUACCAGUGCUAUUCUUGGAGGAUAAAGUAGUCUGUGCUUCUGAUCAUUAUGAUAACUAUUUAUUAUCAUCAGUGUUGGAUGUAGUUUACCUCUGAAUAUCAGUGGCUAGGGAACAUGAUCAGGAAAAUAUACUGUCCUGACGUCCUGCUUGUGGACUUUCCACAGUUAUCUAGCUGGUCAGUGUGGGAAGGAAUGCUGAAUUGGCUUGGUUCCAUCAGGGCAGUUCUUCAUUGAAAGUAAUUGAUGUUAGUGAUCCACUUCAGGAAUGAUUCUGGAUGAUUUUCUAAUGUUUUCUACAGCAUAAGAGCUCAAUCAUUAUGAUUUUGGCUGCUUCCAGCAUGACUUUUAAAAAGCUAAGAAAUGCUGUUCCUUUUUUUAGGAAAGUGUUAAUAUACAAAAUAUAGUCCUCUCUAGGUAAAGAUAACACUUAAAAGUUUUUGCAAAUCUGUUGGCAUGAUUCUAGACUAACACUGAUCUAUCAGAGUUUUCUCUCUGGGCAACUUUCCUGCUUUCAAAUCCUUUAGUAGAAAACUCUGCUGUCUGUUUAAAAACAAACCUGGUACCAGGUAGUCUGCAAAAAAGCUUUUAAUGACUACUGAAGUAAUAUGGAAAUGAAGAAAAUGGGGGCUGGAACUAGUCUGAGCUGUCCUGUCCCUUCCUAUCGUAACUAUUAGUGCUCUGUUUGAAAACUGCAAGGCGCUGAAACUCUUAAGAGUUGCCUCCUGUCUUAAAGCAUGCACUACCAAGCAUAACAAAGUGCGUUUUGCAGCUAGACUUAACGAUAUGCAUUGGACCCCUAUGUUACCUUGUGGGAAUUUCAAGUGAGUGGAAACCUUAUCUGUCUUUGGCCUUUGCUAAGCUACAGUUCUCUUCAUUUCUGAUCACUGGCAGUCCUGAGUCUGAUGGGUGUUAAUCCAGCACUAUCUAGAAGACAUUGGGUUCCUCAUCCCUAUUUUAUAAUGUCAGUUAUCAAGGAGCCUUAACAUUCUCACAAAAUUGACCUUUAUUUUUCAUGCAGUGAGUGUGGCCAUUCACUUUGCUCCCUGGAGUACGAGGCCAUUGGAUACAACAUUCAUUGGAUACAUUGUAUCCUGGCUGGUUUUCUGUUUUCUUUCUCUCCAUUGCCUUUUGGCAUUUUUAAAGAAAUUAAGCCACCGUAUUUCCUUCUGCAUUAGUAUUAUACUAACUGUAAUGUGUAAUGUGAGGGAGACAAUACUUCGUUCUGCCUUCCCUACAACCCCCAGGGCCGCAACUAGGAGGGGGCAAGCAGGGCAUGUGCCCCAGGCGCUGUGCUUGGGAGGCCCCAAAAUUAGCGUUGGGGGGACACCAAAAUGGGUGCAGAAUCCAUGUUUGCCCCAGGUGACAGAGACCCUAGUUGCAGGCCUGACAACCCCUACCUUUAACGUUUCAAUUAUGAGGUAGAUGUGUGGAUCCUUGGGGUUCCCCCCUCCCAUUUGUCAUAUCUCUUCAGCUUUACUCCUUGACUGAGAUAAAACUGUUAAUCUUCCCACCUAUUAUGGAACUAAAAGAAGACAUUUAGUUUGCACCUUAAGAAUCCUUGAUAUGAUCUAUUUAACAUUUCCCUGAAUGUCUGCUGUAUGUUAUUGCUCAAAUGAGUAAAUGUGCUAUAACACCUGUCUUCUGAAUGACUAGAACAACAUGCAGUAAAAUAUCGAAGGUCAUAGGAGUAGUCUUUUCUUUGUAUGACAGCAUAAUCUUGUUUAAUAAGGAACCAUAUAAAAAUUAGUAGGCUGGUACAAGCAAUUGUAAAUGCUUCCUUGGCAUUUAGCUAUUGUGAGUUUGCCUGGAAUAACAAAGCAUAGGUUACAGAAAUCCAGCAACUAUAUGAAUUGUAGUUUUUCAGUUUGAUAAAACUGAGCACUGAAUUGCAGCCCGCAGCAGGAAACAAUCUGUAGAACCAUGUGGUUUAAUUGUAUAUUUUUAUGAAGCAAUUGAUAUUUACUAAGACCAAGCGAAGUAGUUGGGCCAAUCAGGAAAUACUUUAAUUUUAUAAAACUAGAAUUGUGUUGGAGUUUACUAUAUUCAAGAGAAGGAUGGGAUGAGAUAAAGGCUAUUACAAAAUGUAUUCAUGUAUUGAACAUAGUGUGCUUUUAUCACUCUAAAUAAAUAGUUUGGAGUAGCUAGGGCUACUGUAGAGUUUUAUAAUAUAAUAUUAUGCAAACUUACUUGGAAGUAAUCAUUCAGUGAACAUAAGAUUGUAAUCUGCAAGUUAGUUCUUAAUAACUCAUGUUUUUUUCUUAAGUCUGACUGUGGGGUUUUGUGGGCUUGUCCUAAAAAUCUGUAACAUUAAAUCAUGAUUGUAGGGAGGAAUAGACAAUGGCAAAAACUCAUGACUUAUUAACAGCAAGGAGCAAGUAAAAAGGAAUAGAGGAGGGCAAGAAAAAACUAAUCAUAUUCUUUAAAGUUAAGUAAAUUGAAACUGAAAGAUUCACCCCAAAAUAUCUCUUAGUUGCUGUAAACCAUAAUUAUUCAUAAAUGGGUUCCUGUGGCAAGGUUGAAUUGCCAUUUUUAAAGUAGGAUUAAAUUUGUUGGAGAAUCAAGAAAUUAACAUAUACGGAACAUAAGCAGUGACUACAUCGUAAUGAAGUAUGUGCACAUAUGCAAUAAUUUAACCAGCAAAGAUUAAACAAUACUUUGUAUAGUCAUUAUGUAUUUAUUGCUGUUCCACAGGUCCCCCCCCCCUUUUUUAGGAACUUGAAAAUAAAGAUUUGAAAUUUCA
Molecule: messenger RNA, 4296 nt
Organism: Candoia aspera
Lineage: Eukaryota; Metazoa; Chordata; Lepidosauria; Squamata; Candoiidae
Gene: LIN7C
Product: lin-7 homolog C, crumbs cell polarity complex component
Exons: 6
Coding region: 112-687 (191 amino acids)
Biological process (GO): maintenance of epithelial cell apical/basal polarity; neurotransmitter secretion; protein localization to basolateral plasma membrane
Cellular component (GO): MPP7-DLG1-LIN7 complex; basolateral plasma membrane; synapse
Molecular function (GO): L27 domain binding
Source: RefSeq, a predicted model, not a curated record